AUGCAUCAGAUCUACAGCUGCAGCGAUGAAAAUAUUGAGGUUUUCACCACCGUGAUUCCUUCCAAGGUGUCCAGUCCAUCCAGAAGAAGAGUCAAGAGCUCUCAACACCUCUUGGCCAAGAAUGUGGUGAUCGAGUCUGACUUGUACCCGCCAAUGAGGCCUCUGGAGCUGCUGCCUCAACGCUGUGAGCGCAGGGACACAGGCGACCGCAGGUGGCUGCAGACUGGCCGGCUGCAGACUGCCAGGCCACCCGGGACGCAUCCCACCAAAACCUCCAUCAGACCUGGUAUGUGAGUCUCAGUUCCCCAGGUUCAGGGACCCUUGAGAGCCAGUGAUGUGCCCGAACCAGCAAAAGUUCAAUCCAGACACCUCAAGACAAUAGCAGAAGAGUACCCAGCCCUUCCCCAGGGAGCAGAAGCCUCCCUGCCAUUAACAGGCAGUGCUUCCUGUGGUGUCCCUGGCAUCCUACGAAAAAUGUGGACCAGGCACAAGAAGAAGUCUGAAUAUGUGGGAGCCACCAACAGCGCCUUUGAAGCCGACUAA
Grammomys surdaster is the source of this 543-nucleotide messenger RNA. RefSeq names its product vexin (gene Vxn). Gene Ontology annotation, biological process: neuron differentiation; neurogenesis. The record is from RefSeq and is a predicted model, not a curated record. NCBI's taxonomy places the organism in Eukaryota, Metazoa, Chordata, Mammalia, Rodentia, Muridae. The transcript is spliced from 4 exons.